GCUGGACAUGGGUUACGAUGGCUUCCAGCCGCAGACGAUGUCGUGCCACGGCGGGAGCAACGACCAAGGGAGCCUACCCGAGGAAUUCCUGAUGCAACCGGAGCGCGGCCUCGAGUGCGUCGGCGGCGGCGGAAGCUACUACGCGGGCGCCGUCGACGAGACGCAGGCGCUGGGCGCACAAAUUCCACCCAAGAGAAUUGAGGCAGGAGCAGGACAAGAGAUGGCAGCAAUCACUGAAGUCAAGUCAUCUGUUUCUAUGGAUGUCGAGAAAAGUGAGGAAGUAUCAGGAAAAAAUAAUAUGCCAGCCAGCCUGUUUCUACGGAUGAGGAGGAAAUGGAUCUCAACAUCGAAUCAACCAAUGUUGAUGAUUUUGAUAAUAGGCCUCUAAAAUAGGACAAAAGUUCUAAAACAUGUGUUUUAGAUGAUCCAUUGUCAUCUUUUACCAUCUCCACCGCAUCUAUC
This is a messenger RNA of Lolium rigidum, 462 nucleotides long. RefSeq lists its product as uncharacterized. The transcript has 4 exons. NCBI's taxonomy places the organism in Eukaryota, Viridiplantae, Streptophyta, Magnoliopsida, Poales, Poaceae. Bases 8 to 388 code for a protein of 126 amino acids. The record is from RefSeq and is a predicted model, not a curated record.